Mizuhopecten yessoensis (Yesso scallop) is the source of this 3989-nucleotide messenger RNA. RefSeq lists its product as uncharacterized. Bases 63 to 905 code for a protein of 280 amino acids. The record is from RefSeq and is a predicted model, not a curated record. The transcript has 6 exons. Lineage: Eukaryota; Metazoa; Mollusca; Bivalvia; Pectinida; Pectinidae.
UUCAUUUUCGCCGCAGUUUCGAUUUCUGUUGAGGAAGCGAAGGACCUGGCAAAGAUUCAAGGAUGUCGGAGAAAAAGCUACGAAUGAUCACCUACCUGUCCCCAGGUUUGCCUGUUGAGUUGUUUGAGACAAUAAUGCAAUACCUGGAAGAAGUCACAGAAAAGGAAGCCUACCUGAUUUACGAGUCCAGGUGGGCUGGACCACCAAGGGACCGGACUGACCCCUUCACAGCUGAUGAAGUGGAUAUAGGCUUUAUGAGAAGUGAAACAUUUCUACCGCUGCAGCAGAGGAAGAACUCGCAUGUGGAGUUGUGUGGGGCGGCCCCAUUACAUGUACACCCCAGUAGUCAGUCUAACCCAGUCUACUUCUCCGACCUCAUCAUCAACACCUCAGACAUUGCGGAGUUUAAAGAGGUCCAUAAUUUACAGGGACGCAGCUUUGCCUACGAAGAGGAAGACUCCCUAAGUGGUUGCUUGGUGGUGCUACAAGGACUUAAAAAGAUGGGAUACAAUUCCACAUUCUUCGGAAAUGUCCUUAAAUCAGGCUCUCACCUGAAGUCUAUACAGAUGGUGUUGAACAAGACAGCUGCGUCAGCCGCCGUAGACUCAACCGUCCUAUACAACUACCUCCAACAGAACCCCAAGUAUAAGGAAAACAUCACCAUACUCAAGUCAUUUGGGCCCCUCCCAAUCUACCCAGUUGUCUUCAAUUCCCGUCUUCCAGAUGAUCUCAAAGGAAAAAUAAGCCAAGCUCUGCUGGACAUGACCAAUAAAAAGGAUUGGCUUACCAGGCUGGAGGCUUUUGGAGUGGAGGGGUUCAAACAAGUGGACAUGUCCUCCUAUCUCAAAGAGAAGGAGCUCCUUGAUGCCGUCAAAAAGCUCAGUGUAACUGCAGCAUACUACUAGAAUAUCAACAUCAACAGCCUAUCGCUAGGGAAUUACUGGGUACAUAGGAUAAUGUUUUAAACCUGUUAAAUGUCUUGUGCUCUUGGAUAUCUGGGAAAAUUGGAAUUAAUUACCGAGGACUUUUCAAAAUUCUUUAUAAAAAUACUCAUAAUUGACUUUUUCCCCUAUGUAAUACAGUAAAUUAAUGUAUUUGAGUUAAAGUAAACUGAUGCUCUGCUCAUGUUUAAGUAAUUGUGUCAAUAAUAAUACUGUAGAUAUGAAAAAAACCCAUUUCAGGUCCAUCAUUGCCAAGUGGUAUAUGUAUCACCAAAGUCAGGUUUGGGGCCUCCACUUCGCCAUAUUGCUUAAUUGAAAUCGUGAAUGUUAAUUAAUCCUGGGAUUGAGGUGAAAAAGACUUAUGAGAGUCAAAUAUGUAAUAUAUCUAUUACAUCUAAAUUAGAUACAUAGAUUUGAUAGAAGCCAUAAAUGUUAGUGUUUUAGAAAAUAAAAUUAAAAGGGCAAUGUCUUACGGCAAAUGGUGCAUUAUUAAGAUCAAAAUUAAUAUAUUUUUUGGAGAAGAAAAAAAGAAUACAAAUAUAUGUUUUGUAAACUCUAUUUAACUAUGAUAACUUCUUGUUGUUUCGAUUAUAUCUUCUAUGUAGCAUGGUUUACAGUUAAUUUUUCAAUACUUUAUUGUUGUUGUUUACGUUGUAUUUUGCAGAGCGAAAAGUUGAAAAUAUUAAAUAUGAUUUUUUCGAGCAAAUAUCCCCAAAAACUUGCCAAUGUAAAAUAGCAGUUAGUUUUACUUCAUGAAACUACACGAUUUCAGAGUCUUUUUGAUGAAUGUAAUAUUAUUGGAUCAUGUGUUGUCAAACAGUCGAUGGGACUAACAUGUAUUACCUGGUAACAUUAUAAAAUUGAAUGUUGUUAGCCAGUCUGUGGUACUAACAUGUAACACUAUUUGAUAUUUAGUGUUGUAGUUGAACAUAUAAUCAGAAGUUGUCAGCCAAUCAUGGCACCGAUGUUUAACAUUACUUGAGAUUUGAUAUUUAUGGGUUAAAUAUUUAAGAUAAAAUCAGAUAGUGUCGGUCAUUCUAUGAGACCGUUAUGUUACACUAUUUGAGAUUCAAUAACAUUUAUGGGGUUCAAGAUUAAGAUAAAAUCAGAUGUUGUUUGCCAGGCUAUGGGACCAUUAUGUAACAUUAUUUGAGAUUUAUUUAAUGUUUAUGGGUUUAAUGUUUAAUAUAAAAUCAGAUGUUGUCGGCCAGGCUAUGGGAACAUUAUGUAACAUUAUUUGAGAUUUAUUUAAUGGUUAUGGGGUUAAUGUUUAAUAUAAAAUUUGAUGUUGUCAGCCAGGCUAUGGGACCAUUAUGUAACAUUAUUUGAGAUUAAUGUAAUGUUUAUGGGUUUAAUGUUUAAUAUAAAAUCAGAUGUUGUCGGCCAGGCUAUGGGACCAUUAUGUAACAUUAUUUGAGAUUCAUUAAUGGUUAUGGGGUUCAAGAUUAAGAUAAAAUCAGAUGUUGUCAGCCAGGGUAUGGGACCAUUAUGUAACAUUAUUUGAGAUUUAAUUAACGUUUAUGGGGUAAGUGUUUAAUAUAAAAUCUGAUGUUGUCAGCCAGGCUAUGGGACCAAUGUUUAACAUUGUUAUUUAUCUGUCAUUAAAACUUACGCCUGUUAAUUCAAUAAGCCCACCCAUAUACUUUACAGUUCAAUAGGUAUUUCACAAAAUGCUAUUCCAUUGUCGUGUAAUAAACCCAUCCCCCUUCUUUUAAAUUCAGUCACAGAUUAUGUGUUGACACUUGUGGGCUUAUUGUAGAAUAAAUAUGCCGGUAUGUAAUUGUAUGUUAUCACCUAAACAUAUAUCAAUCUAUAUUUAACAUAUUAAUGGGUGUUGCCAGUUGGUCUAUUGGAAUGAGUGACAUCAGGCUAGGUGUGUGAGGCAUCAUCAGGAUAAAUAAUGGACGAGGUUCAUUAUUUCCACAAACAGCAGGAGAGGUUGUUAUCCAAGUGGUUGAAAUUGUGUAGAUAGUAGACAUUCUUCUUAGUGCUUUAAGACAAAAAUCAAAUCAGGGUCAGCUCGGUUAUAGUUUUAGAGUUUAUAUGGAACAAUUAAUCAGUUAAGUAGUUAGUCAGUAUCCAAGAAUCUCGAUAUGUUUUAAAGACCACACACACACACAUAUAUUUAUAUGUUAAUUAUAGUUAAGCAGAUCUAUAUUAUGUACAUGUAUAUUAUAUAAUAAACAAGAAUUUUAUAUCUAUUCUAUUUGUGUUGACAUGACAACUGUUGUAUACUUGUAGUGAUUCAGGGUCAAGGGAUGUCGUUGUUGACAUGACAACUGUUGUAUACUUGUAGUGGUUCAGGGUCAAGGGGUGUCAUUGUUGACAUGACAACUGUUGUAUACUUGUAGUGGUUCAGGGUCCAGGGGUGUCAUUGUUGACAUGACAACUGUUGUAUACUUGUAGUGAUUCAGGGUCAAGGGAUGUCGUUGUUGACAUGACAACUGUUGUAUACUUGUAGUGGUUCAGGGUCAAGGGAUGUCAUUGUUGACAUGACAACUGUUGUAUACUUGUAGUGAUUCAGUGUCAAGGGAUGUGUUGUUGACUUAACACUGAACAGUUGUAUAGUUGUCAUUUAAUUUUCAGGGAUAUCUUUGUUAACAUGACAACUGUUGUUGGUUACCUAUAUAUAUAUAUGUUUGUAGUCAUUUAAGAAAGAGUUACCACUGUUGUCAUGAUAUUAGUUGUACAUACAGUUGAAGUUGUUCAAGCUCAAGGAAUGUCAUUGUUGACAUGACAACAGUGGUAUAGUUGUCACUUAAUUUCAAUGGAUAUUUUUGUUAACAUGACGACAGGUGUUCAGUAUAUAGUUGUAUUCAUGUCAACAAAGUAAUAUCUUUGUAGACAUGACAACACUUGCAGUAAAGCUGUUAAAAUCUCUCUUAUUAAAACUCUCGUCUUUCAGAAUGGAAUCCAUUAUUUUUGUAACUGUGUUUUUGUAUCUUUCUCCAUUCCAGCCUUUCAAUCAGUAUAUUUGAUGACAAACUGAAUUCCCUAUAUUUGGAAUUGUAUGGUUAUAUAAGGUUCUCUAUUAAAAAUUAUAUGUUU